This is a messenger RNA of Prunus avium (sweet cherry), 2887 nucleotides long. The record is from RefSeq and is a predicted model, not a curated record. NCBI's taxonomy places the organism in Eukaryota, Viridiplantae, Streptophyta, Magnoliopsida, Rosales, Rosaceae.
GAUUAAGUUCAACACAUACCCGAGCAAAUUUACCUCUGGCUACGGGCAUCCACUUUCACAGUUUGGCCAACAAGAUUGCCAAUUUUUUCCAUUAUAUCUGUUCUGAAAUAUUCCACAUUUAACCCAUUAAUCCGAACCCCAAGCAGUCAUAUGGGUGAUCCGUUCCUCUUUAGGAUUGAAACCAGGCUUCCACCUUUGAGUAGCCAAAUACUGGCCAGCAAUUUGCCAUGGUCCUCCAGUAAGCACAUAAUUCAUAUCCUCCUCUAAUAAGAAUUUCACAAUGAAAAAAUUAUUGUCCAGGUCGAUGAGACUCUUCGGACCCUUUAGAGCCCAACGUUGAAGGAGACGAUUCCGCAAAAAAGUAUAGCUCAAUGGGCGACCCAUGAGCUUAAUAAUCACUGAUGUCCGCCAAGGUCUGUAGAGGCAGUCUUUCACCUUCUCAGAAAAAUCAAUUGAUGGAAUUUGUCCAUUUUUUAUUACAAAAUCAUCUUCCCCAAAACCGAAGUUGUCUUGGGCCAAUCCAAAAUCCCUUGAUACCUAAUCUUUGAAGCUCAUCGAAAACGGAGGCAGAGCAAGGGGAGGUUCAGGGGACUCAGAUCCACCAACAUCAGCCAUUUCCUGUGUUCGAGCUCUCUUCUCAACAGUGAUAGGGCCAUCUGAAGUAGAUCCACUCACUCCUGCUUUGAAAGCAAAAUCUGGCAUCUCAGCCAGCCACCAGGGACGAAGGAGAUGGCCAAGGGGUCGUAAAGACAGCCCGUAGCAAGGAGCUACUGUAGCAGCAGCCGACAGAGAGAAAAACCUCUCUCUCUCUUUCUCCCAUAGAACACUUUCAUGUAACGGUUAGCCAAGAUGUUUUGCUAUCCCGUUUCCAGUAAGUUUUACUGCGUCUUGCUGUUUCAUUUGGAGCUUUUUGUCAUACUGUGACUCUGCGAGUCCAACCUGAGGCAAUGUCUGCAAUGAGAGAUCCAGCCAUUAAGCUCUUCGGGAGGAAUAUUCUGGUGCCGGAACGCCAGAUUCCGGAUAUGUCCGUACAUAAUUCCAACGAAGUAUGUUGGGUUGCAGAUAUGCCCAAAGCUGCCAUGGGUGAGUGUAGAGAAAUGGAGGACCCUUCUGUGAAAGUAUCCUGCAAGCAAGAUCAAUUUUUCGAACUAGAUAAAGGCAGUGAAAACAAUCACCAUGGUCAAUUCUUGGAGAAUGAGGGUGAAGUUGAUUGUAAUCCAGAAGAAGACUGCAUUGCAAGUGAUACUGAUGAUGGCAAAGAAAAGGCUUUCACAAAGCCAGACAAGGUUCUUCCUUGCCCUCGCUGCAACAGCUUAAAAACAAAGUUUUGCUAUUUUAAUAAUUAUAGUGUAUACCAACCGAGGCACUUUUGCAAGAGCUGCCGAAGAUAUUGGACAGCCGGGGGAACAAUAAGAAAUCUUCCUUUAGGGACUAGGCGGCACAGGAAUAAGCAUUCAUCUUCACAGUAUCAUCAGGUUGUGGGCGAACCGAGUGCAGUACCAGUCACCCAAGGAGACACCCUUAACUUUGUUGGCCAACAGCAUCUGUCGCCUGUUCAACUUCCUGCCUCUCCAAAACCUGUCAAUAGGAUGAGGGAAGUCUUAAAUUCUGGCACAGAUACAGUUUUAGUUGAAUCUAUAGCGACUGCACUUGAUCAUAAAGACCAGAAGAGAAGUUCUGAAGAUGGCUCUGCAGCCGCUGGGGAUAAUAGUGAGGAGCCCUCAUCAUCCAGCUCUUCCUUGACAGCCACUACUUCACAGCAAAAUGCAUGCCUGGGAAAAGAAAUGGAGCAGGUUGAUCUGCCAAGAUAUGGAAACGAUUAUAAUCUUACAUAUACUGAGCAAUAUUUUCCUGUUCCACAAUGGGCUGAGAACCCAAGUUGGGGCAGCAUGAUGUUUGGACCUCAUAGCAAUAAUCCUAAUCCUUCUCAUAUGGGUUCUCUGCCUAUGGUUACAGUUCCUGGUUUUUGUAUUCCCAGUUUCAUUUUCCCAAUUGCACCUUCCUCAUACCAGGGUUACAUGCCAAGCUCGGAUGCUAGAAAAUGGAAUGCUCAAUUGGUUGGAUCUGCUGGCAGCUUGUCACCUUCAUCUUCCAAUGGCAACAGCAGAUGUUCAGACAAUAGCUCGCCAAGAUCGGGAAAAUAUUCUAGAGAUGCAAAUGUACAGGCAGGAAUAAAAACAAACAGUGCCUUUGGGUACCCAAGUCAUUGAGAAUUGAUGACCCAGAUGAGGCUGCAAAGAGUUCUAUAUGGUCUACCUUGUGUAUCAAACCUGAUAAGAAUGCACCUAUACUUAGAGGUGGUAUUUUUAAAGCUUUCCAAAAGAAAUCAGGCACUAAAUCCCAAACACUGAAUGCUGAUCGAGUUUUACAAGCAAACCCAGCAGCUCACUCACACUCUCAAUUGUUCCAGGUGACCAUGUAAAGGUGCUGAUUGAGUUUGAUAUACAGAGUUAUGUUUGAGGUUUGUCUACUGAUAUCCCAGUCUUUGUUCAGUAAAAUCAGGAGUGAAUGCUUAUCAUGUCUACAUUCUAAGCUUAAUUUGAUUGUGGAGGAAUAAGGCAGAAGCUAGUUGAGACAAUUUUCAGGCAUUCUUUAGCUUUUCUCUUGAACAAAGAGGGAGUAGCCAGCCAUCAAGAUUGUUGUAUAAGGUUUGGUUCUAUAACAGAUGGCAAAUUGAAUUCUUAACAACCAAGUCAUACAUAACACGGUAUAUGUAUCUCAAUUUAAUCCAAGACCAUGGUGACAAAUAAAAGGGAACGAUUCCAUGGAGGAGAGUUUAAUAUUCGGAAGGUAGAAAUGUGACUCUGCGGCUGAAGGUACAGUUUUCUUAAUCCGCAGCCCACAGCCGUUGAGAUACUAACUCUUUGUUUUUUUUUUCCUUCAUAAA